AUGGGCGUGGGCAAGAGAACGAGUUUGCGGGCCAAGCUGGAGAAGCGGGUCAAGAGCGGCGGCGUGGCGAAGCCUGCCGAGCGCGCCGAAAAGCGCAAGGACGACUCGCUGGUCUCGAAGUCGGCUCUGCGCCGGCGCAAGCGCAAGAUGAAGGAGCAGCUGAAGCCCAAGCUGGAGGACCUCGCACGGGCGCUCGAGGAGGUGCCGGCGACGGCGCCGCAGCCCAAGCGUGACCACACGCCGAACCCACACAAGCGUGGGGCAAAACUAGUGGAAAAGGCGGAGAUUCAGCGGUUCGGGGCGGUGCUGAAGGACGAGCAGUUCAGAAAAAGCCCGUUCGACGCCCUCAAACGGGCUAUAGCAAACAACAGCUAG
This is a messenger RNA of Ogataea haglerorum, 375 nucleotides long. RefSeq lists its product as uncharacterized. NCBI's taxonomy places the organism in Eukaryota, Fungi, Ascomycota, Pichiomycetes, Pichiales, Pichiaceae. Gene Ontology annotation, biological process: maturation of SSU-rRNA from tricistronic rRNA transcript (SSU-rRNA, 5.8S rRNA, LSU-rRNA). Gene Ontology annotation, cellular component: nucleolus; preribosome, small subunit precursor; 90S preribosome. The transcript has a single exon. The record is from RefSeq and is a predicted model, not a curated record. Bases 1 to 375 code for a protein of 124 amino acids.